AACAGUUCAUCAGGACGAACGGUUGAUGGUUUUACUGUCAAAGAGCUCGCAAUACUUUUUAAAAAAUUUGAUCAAAUUAUUUUAUCUCAAAUCAUGGAUAAUAAACAAUUGCCCACUUCUUCAGGCAAUGGACAGACUCUAUGUGCCAAUUGUUUUUUGUUUGAAAGUUGCUCAUGUUUACAUGAGCAGAACAAAGCGAUGUUUAUGGCAUGGAUGAAGAGACAAAGGGAAGAAUCUAAGCAAGGAAAUACUGAGCUUGAUAAAAAAGUGAGUGAAAUUAGUAUUAUCAUCAAAGAAUGGGAAGAAUAUCAGCAAAAAACUGCUGAGCUUAAGCAAAAUAUAAUAGACCUUAAUAAAAAACUGAGUGAAAUGAGUAUUAUCAACAAAGAAUGUAAGCAAAAUAAUGCUGCGCUUGAAAAACAACUGAACGGCCUAUCAAAAAUGCUAUUGAAAUUGGAGAAUAAGGAUAGGCGUAGGAAACAGCAACGCCGGUUCCAGCAACGUCGUUUCCAGCAUCGUCAUUCCCAGCUGCAACUGGCCGUAAAUGCCGCAGGAGCGAAAAAACCGCGCAAUGCAAAUUGUACAACAACCAUGAACAAUCAACCAUCAGCUCCACACGCAACAACUGAAGAGGAAUCGGCAGCUUUUGAAGAAGAACCACAUGAGAAAGUGCUGGAUGAAGAUAUUAUAAACGAUAUUAUAUUUGCGGUCACAACCAGGAGUGGAGUGUCUGAAGAGGAAGUUCGUAAUACUAUCGCCGCAGUUUGCGCCGAACAGAGAAAAUUGUGGGAAGAAGAAAAUAAGGGAAAUAUGGACUAGAAGAUAGUGAAAUAGGUACCAAAAACGAAAAAAAAACUACCAAAAGUUAAAAUUAUAUAUUUUAAAAUAUUAUACAAGUAACUGCAAUUAAAGUAAAA
Messenger RNA from Anastrepha ludens (Mexican fruit fly), 917 nucleotides. RefSeq lists its product as uncharacterized. The transcript has 2 exons. The record is from RefSeq and is a predicted model, not a curated record. NCBI's taxonomy places the organism in Eukaryota, Metazoa, Arthropoda, Insecta, Diptera, Tephritidae. Bases 94 to 819 code for a protein of 241 amino acids.